UUUGACGAGCGCAGACCAACAAAAAUAAUUCAACAAAAGCUAAGACUCUAUUCUAGAAAAGCAAAACAGUGUAUUGGUGAGCCAACCGCAAACACAAAGUGUGAUAAUCAAAAUAAAACGAGGAAUGAAAACAAUUAAAGUGUACCGAAAAAAAUGAAAAAUAUCUUAGAACUAAAAAAUCCUAUAUAAUUACAGUCAGUUUGUCAUAAUUUCGUAUAACAACUAUAUAAACAAGUUUUAUGAAAUAGCCGCCUUUAACGAACUAGUUUCCGAGGCAACGACAAAACUAUAUUUGCAUAAAUAAAUAAACCAACAAACAUAAACGCUGCCAAACUUGACGAAUGCAUUGGAAUUUGUCUACCGAAUAAUACAUAUAGCGUGCAUAUGUAUAUAAAUUCUUAUUAGAACCCCACACUCCCUCCACCAAACACGAAAAAAAAACAAAACCCCAGAGAGAGCCAAAAGCCCCAAAGUUUAGGCUUCGCUCUUCGGCUGGCUCUCUUCCAUCGAUCAGUUGUUCGCCUGCCGCUCAGCUGCUCGGUCGAAACUUGGGAAAUAAGCCAAUAAAAAUAAAGCAAAAUUGACAACAAACCGCGAAUGCAGCAAAAGGCAGAAAAAGCAAACACAGCUAAUCACAAUUUGUUGUAAAUUUUUGCCAUUAAUUUAGAAACGAGUUUCACAAAAAUUAUUGAGUGCCAACCCGCCGUGCGGAAUAAUACAGAUAAUAAAUUAAAAACGACUUUGUCGCCACUGAUAAGAUUUCUGCCCUUAUCAAAAUUCAUAUAAACUGAGUGUUUAGUUUCGUGUAUUGUGCUUUGGAUGAUAUACAUACGUAUAUACUACAAAUGUGCUUCAUUAUAAAUAAAUUUUCGUCUUAAUCGCCACAUGUGUGACCUAGUUAAAAAAACAACUCACACUCGCGCAUGAAAUAACAAUGAAAUUUACAUAUAAACGUGGACCUCACCAUGCAUAAUAAUUAAUAACGAAAGGCGAACGCGGGGAUGAGGAAAAAUUAAACAAAAAUAAAAUAUCAAUUAAUUUGUAAACACCGCGAGAGGGAAAUGUUUAAUCUGUGUGCAUUUAAUUGAACAAUUUCGAGGAAGUAAUAUAAAAACGCUUUUGCAACAAAUCAACAAAGCAUCAUUUUCUGGCUUGUUUAUACGCAGCGAGGUGUAAAAAGGAAAGCAGCAGAUAAGGUGAUACCACAAGACAACGGCGGGCCUGGGCGCCCACCUAGAGAAGGAGAGGAAGAAGUAGUUACACUCCUCGAGCAGAGCGGGAUUAGCCGCGAAAUACAAUGACAGAGAAUCAGCUGUAUCCCAUGUCAUCGGAAUUCUUUGACACCGGCUCGAACAGCAGCAACAACACCCUCAAAUACGAUCUGUAUUCUCUGGGCUCCACCGUUGUGGGUGCGGCCCUGCCCACGUUGACCAUAAAUACGGGCUAUGGCAGCAGCAGCAUCAACAGCAACAAUAAUAAUAAUAACAAUAACAACAGCAGUAGUCACAGCAGCAGCAGUAGCAGCAACUGCUCCACCAGCACCACAAAUACCUGUAAUGUAAUGCUAAGUACAACGGCCAUAACAAUACCACGCAGCAGCAACCACAACCAGAACCAUCAUCAUCCGUAUCAGCAGUCGGAUUUGCAAACACCUCGUCACCAUCCCAGUCCACUACACACAUUGCCCAGCAUGACCCACCAGCAACAUCAGCUUCAGCAGCAGCAGCAGCAACAGCAGCAGCAACACCACAACCAACAGCAGCAGCAACAGGAGCAACUGCAACAAUCGCAUUUGGCUUUGGGGGAGCUCUCGGACUUUGGUCUAGAUCCCCUGGAUGCCGCCUCCCUCUCACCCACCCUGCUGCAGGAUGUGAGCCUCAGUGCAGCCUCGCCGCUGAACUCCACCCUGUACAAUGGCAACACGAGUGGAGCAGGCAGCAGCAAUGGAAUCGGUUCAGGAAGUAUUGGCUACUUUCCAACCGACAUGUCGCACAGCCUCAGCCUGAAUGUGGUCAGUGAGCAGGUGUUGCUGCAGGAGGCCGUUGCCCAGAAUGAGUUGCUCUAUGAGAUGACACCCAACUCGAAUGCCAUGUGGAGCGAUAUCAGCAGUGCCAUUAUCCAUACCAAACACGAGCCAUUCAGCCUGGACGACGACUACAUCUUUCCCAACGACAAGGCCGAGAUACAGGCGGCCGAUCUGUCCGAUCUAAAUGGUGGCGAUUUCCUGGAUGUCAUCGGAAACAUAGAGGAUUUCUUGCCGCAGACCACAGUCUCUCAAAGUGUUAAUUUUCUGCUGUCGCCGCAGACCCAAGGACAGGAUGCCCUGGUGGCGCCGCCCAUGGAACUUCUACAACAGCAGCAGCAGCACCAAAAUCAACAGCAGCUGCAGGUCGGCAGUCUGCCGCAAUUGCAAACGCUACUCACGUUGACCCAACAACAGCAACAAUCGAACAGUUCCUCCACUAGUCCGUAUGAGAUAUACCACAGUACGCCCCAAAAGCCACAGCAGCAGCAGCAGCUCUCGGCCAGCUUCUCGCCCGGCAGCCAGGCCUCCCAAUCGCCACUGACCCCACCGCCACCACCGCACGCCAAUCGACCUCAGUACCAGAUGGUAAAGUCACGGAACAUGCAGGAGCUGAUCAAGAAGGGCUUUCCCAUGUCCUCGCCGCCAGAGCGCUCGAUCCUAAGUCAAUCUGCUGCAUUGAGUCCGGGGGGUAGCAGUGGUUUUGGCAGCUCGGUUUCCGGCAACAGUACAACUACCAGUAAUCAGACACCCGGAUCGGCCGUGCGCAAAUCCUUUGGCUACCAGAGUGCCGUGGAGAACUCCCAGCUGAGUCGCCUCAGCUCGUCGGCUCCCACGCACCUGGGAUUGGAGCACAUCUGGAUGCGGCGCGAGCCGCGACAGCAUUUACUCUCAACCGGCUCGCUGGCCGAGGCCGAGAGCUUCUCCUCGCUGAGCACGGGCAGCGUUUUGUCCCCGGAUGGCAUCGACUUCUCGCAGGACGACGAGGAUGACAAUUCGAGCGAGAACAGUGACAACUACGAUGACUUCAGCAGCGAUAAUGGCCUAUCUGGGGAUGAAGAUGAGACGCGCACCUCGACACCGAAUCAUUUGUCCAGUAGCAAGGGCAAAGAGCGAUUCUUCUGGCAGUACAAUGUCCAGGCCAAGGGGCCCAAGGGCAAGAGGCUUGUCUUCCAAUCGAAGCUCGAGGAUCCUCAUGUGCUGAACGAGGUGACAGACCCCGUCUUCAGUCCCACGUGCUCCGUGCGAGGCAUCAAGGUGUACAAGCACAGCGGAAAGGCUCGCAAGGGCGAUGGCAACGACUUGACUCCAAAUGCCAGGAAGCUGCACAAUAUUGGCAAGGAAUUGGACAAGCUAAGCCGCACCAUCAACGACAUGACCCCAGUUUCCGAGCUUCCCUUCAAUGUGCGCCCAAAGUCGCGCAAAGAGAAGAACAAGCUGGCCUCACGUGCCUGUCGCCUGAAGAAGAAGGCCCAGCACGAGGCCAACAAAAUAAAGCUUUUUGGCCUUGAAAUUGAACACAAGCGCCUCAUCAAUGGCAUAGCCGAACUAAAGCAGGCCCUGGUCGUCAAGCAUCGCACCAAGAAUCUGGGCGAACCAACCGAGGAGGUUGACCAACAAAUUGCACGCAUUUACGCCACCGCCUCGUCUGGAAUCCGGAUUGCGGGCGGUUCAACGGAUUUUGUGAACAAGGUUCUAGAAAACAUGCGCGGCGGCAUGCCCAAUGGAGGCCUCGAGGAGUUGCGUAAAUCAUCGUAGACCAAAUACAGAAUAUGUAAAGCUAACGAACCGCCCAUCAAGAUUAGUUUUAACAAUAUUAGAGCUGCAUAAGAGCCCCCAACAACAGCGCCAACCAUACCAAUACCACCAACAAGUGAAACCCAUUCUAUGACAGGACUACAAUUGGAUUUGGAUUGGAAUCGUUCUGAAAAGGAACACAUUUUCUUGACACCGGAAAUGUUUGAGAAAAUCCCUAGUGAACCUCCUCCACCCCUCCUGAAGACACAACGUUCUGUUAAAUUGUUCUGCAUGAGUGAUAUAAUAUCGAUAACCGAGAUAUAACUGUGAUUUAAAGAGCCUGGGCUUUGUAUGUUUUGUAUGGCAGGAAAUAGAAGAAAAUAUUUUUAACUUUUUCGCGACCACACUGCAACCGGAAAGCCAGAGCCAAACAAACGUAAAAAAAGAGAAACAAAAUUCCUUUUGAAAAUGCAACAUUAACAAAUUGAAAGAAACAAAACAAAAAUCGUAAAGAAAGAGGCAACCAACAAAACAAAAAUGAUGAGAAAUGUGUAAAAAUACAAAAUUUUGUUUAGCUAUUAAGAUUGUUAAGGAGCAUCGGAUUGUUAGAUGAGCAAGUGAAUUUUUGUAGGACUUUGCUACCAGUUUUACCUGCUUAACGAAUAAGGGUUUGAAUUCAUUUGAUUCGAUUGGAAAACAAUUUAUCUGGAAUGCUAAAAAUCAUUUUAAAAUAAGUUAUAUACAACUGCGAUUUAUCUGGUUAAGUUUUAAAUGCUAUAUUAAUAUAUAUUAUGGUCCUAGGUUGUCGUUUUUAAGUUUUUCAUUUUGUUAAAGAAAGUUUGAUUGUUUCCAAAAAAAGUAAUGUUUUGCGAAACUUUAUUAAUUUACUUAAAUGCUAUAACUAUCUAUACAUACAUGCGUGGUGAUAUAAUUUUAAUUUUUCUUUUAUGCUUUUAUUUCUUGAUGUUACAAGCUUGAACUCUAUAACUGAGAAGGAAAUAAUUUUAAGUUUUUCUAUUAUCCAUACGAUUUUCUUAUAUGAGAUACCUUCAAUAUAAAUUAUAAUUUAUUAAUUUGUAGGCACACACAUGAAAACAUUUUCAAGGCUUCAGUUUUACUUUUCACUUGCGGGCUACUCAAAAAAAAAAAUAUAAGAAAAAACACCAAACAAAAAAAUAAUACAUCUUUGAGUUUUAUUCUAAUUUGCAUUAUCGAAAUGAAUAUUUUUGCUCUGCUUCAAUGCUAAUUUUGUGAUAUUUGAUUCAAUUUUUCUUUGUUGUGUAGUUCUUUGGGGCGGGUUCCUCCUCCUAUGGGUUAUUAUUUCCUUUUACUAUUUGUAGCCUUUCUUACUGCUAUUUGUUGCUUAACGUGUUGUGUUCAAUUGAUAUCAAAAGAAUUAACUUUCGAGAGGUAAACUACAUUCUAACUGAGGGUAAUGGAAACAGAUCGAGAAUGAGAACGAAAAUACAAAUUACAAAAGUGAUUCAAGUUAAAAACUUAGAACUUAGGCACUCGUAUCACCCACAGCGAUGAACACGUGGACAUAACAAAUUGUAGUUGUUAGUCUAGGCUUAAACAAGUAUAAUAAAAACCGAUUGAGCGCACAUAAAUUACAAAUCAACACACAAAAUUGGCCAUCAGUUUUAGGGUUUUCAAAUUAACGUCUUGGGAGCUUAACCUCGAUACAUAAGUGAUAGGAAUUCAAAAUUACAACUUAGAUCUUUAGAAACACAUUGGGAAAACACAGAUACCCCCGUAUAUACACUCACACACAAAGUACAAGCGCAAGCAAAAUACAGAAUUAAGUUUUAGGGUGGCUUUGUGUUUAAAGUACAGAGUAAAGCAAACAGAAUUCAAGGCGAAGCAGCAUUGAAAUAAGCACGACAGUUCCUCAGUGUUUAAUAUUGUAUAAUUACUAUAUUAAAUGUAUAUUUAAUACAAAAAAUGUAUACCUAAAUGUUACGGAUAUUGUAAAUGUGUGUGCUUUAUAUAUAUGUGCUUCUGAGAAAACAACUUUUAUAUACAUAACGAAACUAAGCAAACUACCUCAAAACACGUUGGAAAAGAAGUUCAAGUUUCAUAUUCGGUAGAGAAGCAGCAGAAUACAAUUUGAAAAGUAAAUAUAAUUUAUAAAAAAUAUAUAAAAACCAAGAGCCUGAUUCAUGUGUCCAUUUAAAGCGUAUAAUUAUCUAUAUUAAUAACAAGGCAUAUUAAUGUAUUUUCAAAUUCUUUAAAAUUAGGUAUGAUACGAUAAUAACAAUUCAAAUUAGAUAGUUCACCAAGCCGAAUAGUUGACGGACUUGAUGAAGCUGCGGAGAUCAAACAACGAAACUCUGAAGUCCUCUUGGCAAGUGCAUUACCAGAACCAAAAAUAUAAAAAACACAAAACUAUUGAAAAGUCCAAAGUGGAUCAAUUGAAAUAAAACCAGAAUAUGAAUAUAAAUAAAAACAAAACAACUGUGUUGAAAAUUUAAAAUUUUGUAUGCGUUAAGCAAAAAUUGAAAACAUAACUAUUAUGUCUAAAUAAACACACGUCUGAUGUAUGUAUGUACGUCAAAAAAAA
Messenger RNA from Drosophila subpulchrella, 6323 nucleotides. It is a transcript of the gene REPTOR, whose product is annotated as protein CREBRF homolog. Lineage: Eukaryota; Metazoa; Arthropoda; Insecta; Diptera; Drosophilidae. The transcript has 5 exons. Gene Ontology annotation, biological process: regulation of transcription by RNA polymerase II; response to unfolded protein. Gene Ontology annotation, molecular function: RNA polymerase II transcription regulatory region sequence-specific DNA binding; DNA-binding transcription factor activity, RNA polymerase II-specific. Gene Ontology annotation, cellular component: nucleus. Bases 1298 to 3781 code for a protein of 827 amino acids. The record is from RefSeq and is a predicted model, not a curated record.